CACAAUGUACGACUGAACAUUUGUUUCCAACCGCGCUUCAUGGAUUGUUCUUCUGGAAUGGCGAAACGCGCUGCUUACCCAUUGGAGGGCAUCUCCUCGGCACCGGUGGCCGUGACGCAUGUCCGUUCAUUGACGAUGACAUCUUUGCGCCGCACGCAGGAGCCUCCAGCCAACGGUGGGAGCUCUGGCCGCGAGGCCACACUACGCAGCGUCCGCUCUGAACUCAAGAGCGCUGCGCAGUUCUGCGCCCAACAUCGCCUGGACCAGGUCAGUGGCAAGGUGAGGCCGCGACAAGGCUCUGAUACGCCCCGGAGUCGUGUGCAAGAGAACGUCGAGGAUCCUCAGGGAGCGCGGUCCCCGGAGCAGAAAAACCAGACCAGUGGUGCAGCCACACUGCAGUCCAACGGUGUCCUCUCGGCCUCAAAGUCCCUCCGUGGGCAGAAUCCGCGCUUGCGGAAUGGAACUGGCACCAGGCUUUUCCAGCAGCGUGAACCGUCGAAUGCAGCCGAGAAAGCACGGGGUGCUUCUCCACCAUCAGCCUCUCCGCGAGUGACCGCAGCUCACUCGCCUAAGCGGAAGCCUUCGGCUUCCCUGGUGGUCCAAGUACGUCCAAGAUCUGGAAGUUUCAGCCACGGUGCUGGCGCCCUCAUUUCAACUGGUGCAGGCGCGAUGACUUCGCCGGGUCGUAAGGCCACAGUGAGGCAGACGUCUGCUGGUGCGGCGGUUCGCAAACGCAGUGGACCAACAGUGACCGCUGCCACUCUGGAGAUUCCUGUUCCUUUGGUGGAGGAAGAAUACGCUGCCGGAACCUCUCAAGCUGUGCUCACCGCCGCUUUCGAUGAGAGCAACGCAGUCAUGAGCUUUGAGGAAGCGGAAGAAUGGGCAGUGAGACGGAAGGCCCCUCUUCGGAUGCAAAUCUGGUGGCGGCGAGGUGGCCCCUCAGUGUGCGUGUCCGGCAUGCAUGAAAACCCCAUCACGAGCAUGGCGCUAUGUCAUGGCGUCAGGACUCAAUCAUCCGAGACAACUACCUCCGAUACUGCGAACAGCACAGGUGCUGAAAUGGAAUGGCUUGCCACCAGUGGCCGAAGACAAGUCUUCGUUUGGCGCCUUGAUCGUCUGCAGAAGGCGGUAAAUGAGACAUUGGCGGCUCAGGAGUCCGGCGAGGACCUUGGCCCCUUGCAGGAGUUCGUGCGUGCCAUUACGCCGGAAGGAGUCGUUGCACUUCCGCAGGCGAAAAUGAGCAAAUGCUGCGCUUCAGUGUGGACCUAUGCAGGUCGACAGCCUGUUCCGCCAGAAGGAUCCGUUCAAUGCCGUUCCAGUCCAAGGGGGCAUUGCGUGGUGGCCUCCACACGCGACCCACAAAACUUGGGCCAGGUGGUGGUGUACUUGGUUACCAAGCAGAUGGAGGUGGUGAAGCUGCAGAUCAUGGGUUGGAGUGAUCCUUUGUGCGACUUGGUCAUCGGCGACAUUGUGCCCCCUGCGCCCGACUGCCGCUUGUCCUCUGACCGAGUGGUGGUGUGGUUUUCGGGCGUUGGAGCAAAGCUCUACUCCUUCGAGGUGAGCUGCCGGGAGAAGGAGCAGCCGCGACGACUUGUGUCACAUGUGAACCUCUUGCCAAACAAUCCAGUGAGCUGUUUGAGCGGCAGCGCCAAAGGGUUGUGCCGCUGCUACGUAGGCUGUAAGAUGGCGACAGUGCAGAUUAUGGAGUGGCCAGACGACGCUGUCUCCAAAGCCAAUCAUUUGGGAAAGAUACAAAUCCCAGGUUGCAAGUCCACGGCCUCCACCGGUGGCCUUCUGCAGAUUUCCUGGAUGCCAGAGGAGACCAAUAUCCUUUGCAUCGCUUCCGUGAAGUGCGAUGAUCGGCGAGCAUCCAAGCCUUUGAGCAAUAUUGCAGCGAAGGAGACAAAAGACGCCAUGAAAGAGACUCGAAGGCCCAGUCUCACCAAUGAGCGCGGCAGCCCCAUGACCACUCCUCGAGGGGGAACCGUCCGUCGCAAGCCGCUGAAUGGAGCUGGAGGCUUCACACGACCGGUCUCCUCCCGAGGAGAAUCCAACACAGGAACUCCCGCCACUGUCGAAGGGCGGAAGGAGAGUCGCCGUAUGGUGAGUGGUCCAGCCGCUCGUGGAGGGAAGACCAUUCCCAUGGCGCGAACUUUGAAGCGCAAUCCACGCUUCCCAAACAAGGUGUCCACCCUCGAUGAGGUGAUUCCGACUACCAGUGAGGGAGAGUUGCAGGCCCGGAUCGAACGAGUGCCCUCGCCUGCCACGCAACGGCAUCGCUCGGUGGAGGCAAGCCAUGUGCCAUCGGCGCGCAACAGCCAGGAUGGAACUCCAGUUGUCGAGGAGGAGUGGGCUGCAAAGGUGGCCCGCUACCAGCAGCACCAGACCUGGGCGCCGGCGCCGGGAUCCAGUACGCCGCUGUGGCGCCUCCAAGCCAAUCCGCUUGGACAUACAACAUCCAACUCCAUCAGCUAUGUUGCCGCUGCAAGGACGGUGCAGAAUGCACCAAAUGCAUAUCCCAGUUCUCACAGCGCUACUGCAGCGCCGCAAUCAAUUCAAGGGCUCUCUUCAUGGCCCACAGUUUGGGUGCCACAAGCAGUGCCCGCCACGCCACUGACCCGCCACAGCAUGGGUCAGACACUAAUUUCUGGAGCGGUGAACGCGCCUGUGAACGCGCAGGCAGUGAUCCACCGUGUGCCUGCCGGACCGCAGGCUUUCUUGCAUCGCUGGCCGUUCCCCUGAAUGGCAUCAUUGCUUCACUACAAUUGCCAAGAUCGUGGAUUGAUUUGAAAUUUGAAGACAUUACAAACA
This is a messenger RNA of Durusdinium trenchii, 2811 nucleotides long. The record is from the annotation of a GenBank genome assembly. NCBI's taxonomy places the organism in Eukaryota, Dinophyceae, Suessiales, Symbiodiniaceae.